AUGUUUGACAGCAUACAUGAUGACAACACAAGAGGUAGAAAGCAUCACAGAAAACCAAGAUAUCAGUCCUCUUCUUCCUCCUCAUCUUCACGAUCCUCCUCUUCUUCUUCCUCCAGUAGUGACUCUGACUAUGACAGACACCAUCACAGACGCAGACACAGACAAAAAAGUCGUAGUCCAACAUCAAAAUUACACACAUUUAGUGGUGAUGGAAAGAUCAGCUGGGACACAUUCAUCACACAAUUUGAAAAGAUAGCUGACAGACAUGAUUGGGGAAAAAAGAAACGUACUGACAAAUUGUUCACUAGUUUAGAGGGGGAAGCCUUAGAAUAUGUCUGUAAACUGGAUCUAGACAGCUACAAAAAGAUUAAAAAGGAAAUGAGUAGGAGGUUCAAUACUAAAGAAAACCCAAUCUCAGCUAGACGCAAGCUGCAGUACAUGAGACAACAUGAGGAGGAAUCACUUCAACAAUUUGCACAAAGAGUUCACUUCAUCACCAUCGAUGGCUACAAAGAAUCGGGAAAAUGA
Messenger RNA from Saccostrea cuccullata (small rock oyster), 528 nucleotides. Its product is annotated as protein FAM133-like. Lineage: Eukaryota; Metazoa; Mollusca; Bivalvia; Ostreida; Ostreidae. The coding region runs from base 1 to 528 and encodes 175 amino acids. The transcript has a single exon. The record is from RefSeq and is a predicted model, not a curated record.